Messenger RNA from Impatiens glandulifera, 2116 nucleotides. RefSeq names its product homeobox protein ATH1. Bases 442 to 1908 code for a protein of 488 amino acids. Lineage: Eukaryota; Viridiplantae; Streptophyta; Magnoliopsida; Ericales; Balsaminaceae. The record is from RefSeq and is a predicted model, not a curated record. The transcript has 7 exons. Gene Ontology annotation, biological process: regulation of transcription by RNA polymerase II. Gene Ontology annotation, molecular function: DNA-binding transcription factor activity, RNA polymerase II-specific; RNA polymerase II cis-regulatory region sequence-specific DNA binding.
CCCUAAAAUAUAUAUAUAUUAUUGCCUUAUAACCCAUGUUGGCUAGUCAUAGGGAUGAAAGUAUAUUGUUCUGUUUCCUCUAUUUCUUCUUCUUUCUCAUCAUAAAAAUUAAACAAAGCAAGCAAAGACGCUAGCUUUAAUCUGUCUGUCUGCCUGAAAGAAAAUGGAACUGAGAAGACCUGCUGCCAUGAACAGAAGAUUGAGCAGACAGAAUCCAGAUAUUUUGGUUGUGAUAACUGCAGAGCAUCAGCAGCAGAUAAUGAGAGGCUCUGAGAAGGACAAACCAGAUCAACCCAAAACCAAAACCCUUCAGAUUGUGAUGAUGAAACCCAAUGAUCUCCUCUCCUCUGUCUUUUAUCUGAAGUUGAAACGGUGCCGAGAACUUCUUUAACAAUGCCCCCCAAGGUACUGUAGAAAAAGAACAUAAACUAGCUUGAAGAAAUGGAAAAUGAUCAUCCGAAUCAUCGAAAUAUAGAUGGGACAUUAGCUCAUAUAAUCUCGGCCCCAUCUUCACAAUUCUAUAAUAGAAAUCAUAAUCAACAAAUCAUGGAUGGACUUGCUGCUAUUCCAAUCUUACAGGGUGAACUAAUGAACAAUGUUGAAGAUUAUAGCUUUCAAAGAAACUUUCCUCUUGCAAGGGGAAUGGUUUCAGAUCACUUGCCUCCUUUAGCAGAAACUGAAAUUCAUGACCAAUUUGCAUCUCUAUUCUCCCUUCAUAACUAUUCGAACAAUUUGCCAACAUCCUUGGAAAAUUACCCAAAUUCUAUUCAGCCUGAUUAUUUUGGUGUACCGAAAUGGGAUUUCAACAAAGGAUCGGUUUGGUCUGAGGUAAAUGGAUCAUCGUCGUCUGAUCUGGGGCUUCAGCAUGGCCAGUUGACUCAAAAUGUUGAUCCAAACACAUGGGUGAUUGGUAAUAAUGAGCUCUCUCUUAGCUUAGCCACCUAUAAGCCAUCGAUGAUUGGAGGAAUUACGAGAAUUCCUGAUAGAUCCUCGGUGAUAAGUUCUGAUCCAUCAUCUUCCGAUAGCAAGAGUCUUUCGUUGAGUUUUGGAUCGCGAAGUCCUGCCCAAGUUCAUCCACAAUUCUUUUAUGGUUCUAGAUAUCUUGGUGCCAUUCAAGAAAUACUAGCGGAGAUUGCAAUUUACUCGCUUGAUAAUUGUGGAGGAAAUCAGGCAAACAAAAACUAUUUAGUCGAUGCGUUUAGUGACGAUGAGUUUGGUAUUAAUGGCGGAAUCGACAUGUCUCAAUUAAUUCACCAGGGUCAAAAGAACUUAUCGAGGAAAAAACAAUUGUUGUCUCUUCUUCAAUUGGUUGACGAUAAGUAUAACCAAUGCUUGGAUGAGAUCCAUACAGUUAUAUCAGCAUUCCAUGCAGCGACAGAACUGGAUCCUCAUAUUCAUGCUCGUUUCGCUUUACAAACAGUGUCGUCACUUUAUAAGAACUUAAGAGAAAGAAUAAGCAACCAAAUCCUUACAAUGGGAGCAUAUUUUGGUAGUAAUAAUGGAGGUGAAGAAGAUGGAACAACACUUGAUACUUCUUUUAUCCAGAAAAGAUGGGCUCUUCAGCAGCUACGAAGAAAGGAUCAUCAGCUAUGGAGACCGCAAAGAGGGUUACCCGAGAAAUCUGUUUCUGUUUUACGGGCUUGGAUGUUCCAAAAUUUCCUUCACCCAUAUCCGAAAGAUGCUGAGAAGCAUUUGCUGGCGGUUAAGAGCGGUUUAACAAGGAGCCAGGUAUCGAAUUGGUUUAUAAAUGCGCGGGUUCGACUAUGGAAACCAAUGAUAGAGGAUAUGUAUUCGGAGAUGAACAGGAGAAAUAAUAAUCAUAGGAUCGAAGAAGAAACAGACAGCAGUCAGAGAAGAAGCCAGUUGAGCAUUGAGAAUGGAAGUUAUGGAAGAUUUCAAAUGAAUUGAUAUGUUGUGAAUUGUGAUGCAGAGGAGAAGUAUGCUGUUGCAUUUGUGUCUGUCAAUACAGGAAAAUACAAUUUCUUAUAUUUGAUCAGUCAAUAGCAAAGAGCAUUAUUACUAUUAUUAUUAUUAUAUGUGUUAAACAUCGUGAUUCCAAAUGUAAAUAACUAAGGUUUUGCAUUACCUAUUAACCUCCAGUGGUAGUUUGUUACUA